AUGGCUGGAAAGCAGGGUCAGGAAGCCAUGAAGAAAGCUCUUCAGAGCGCCAAAGGUGCAGGUGCUGGAAUAGGGCUGAUCGCAGCAGCAGGAGUUGCCGUCUACGGGAUUUCCCAAUCAAUGUUUACCGUGGAUGCUGGUCACCGGGCUAUCAUGUUCAACCGUAUCGGCGGUCUCUCCAAUGAUGUAUACAAAGAGGGAUUGCAUUUCCGAAUUCCUUGGUUCCAGUAUCCCAUCAUUUAUGACAUCCGUGCUCGACCAAACCAGAUUCGCUCCCCAACUGGAAGCAAAGAUCUGCAGAUGGUCAACAUUGGCCUCCGAGUUCUUUCUCGUCCAAAUCCCGAGCAACUAGUUAGAAUGUACCGAACACUUGGGCAAAAUUGGGAAGAAAGAGUAUUGCCUUCGAUUUGCAACGAGGUUCUCAAAAGUGUAGUGGCAAAGUUCAACGCUUCGCAGCUUAUUACCCAACGUCAACAGGUGUCGAUGCUAGUUAGGAAGGCUCUCAUUGAGAGAGCACUAGACUUCAAUAUCAUCCUUGACGACGUGUCGCUCACAGAAUUGGCUUUCUCUCCUCAAUAUUCAGCUGCCGUAGAGGCGAAACAGGUAGCAGCUCAAGAAGCCCAGCGUGCGUCUUUCCUCGUUGAACGAGCUAAACAACAACGUCAAGAAAAAAUUGUUCAAGCGGAAGGAGAAGCUGCAUCAGCGAAACUGCUGGGAGAGGCAAUGAGGGCGGAUCCUGGUUUCUUGAAAUUACGAAAAAUUCGAGCUGCUCAGACUAUUGCCCGGGUUGUUUCUGAAUCGAAUAACAAUAAGGUUUACUUACCAGCUGGUGGACUUAUGCUGAAUAUAGCUGACGCUGAUUAUAUGAACAUCAACGAUGGAAAAAGAAGGUAA
Molecule: messenger RNA, 894 nt
Organism: Haemonchus placei
Lineage: Eukaryota; Metazoa; Nematoda; Chromadorea; Rhabditida; Trichostrongylidae
Source: the annotation of a GenBank genome assembly